AUGGGUAUGUGUUAAAACAAGCCAGCAGAAUAUACAUCUACAUUACCAAGCUUCAAAGAUGUAAUGCCAGAAGCAGAUGACGAAGAUGACAAAAUUGGAGAAACUACACAAUUACCGAUUGAAGGUGAGAGUGCUGAUUCCAAACAAAAGUUAAAUUUAGAUGAUUUUGAGUUGAUUAAGGUGAUUGGCCGAGGAUCAUUCGGAAAGGUGUUGCUAGUUAAAAAGCGUGAUGAUCAAUAAUUAUUUGCAGUCAAAAUCUUGAGGAAGAAAAUGCUGAGUAAGAAGAAAUAGCAAGAUCAAGCAAUUAAGGAGAGGAAAAUCAUGUCAUUGAUAAAUAGCCCUUUCAUGGUGAAAUUACAUUAUGCAUUCCAAAGUCAUUCACGUCUAUACAUGGUUAUGGACUUUAUGCAAGGAGGAGAACUCUUUCUCCACCUUAGGAAGAGAUUUAAAUUUCCAGAAGAUUGGGUUCAAUUUUAUGCUGCUGAAUUGUUGGUUGCAAUAGACCUACUCCAUUAAUCCAAUAUAAUAUAUAGAGAUUUAAAGCCAGAAAAUAUUUUAUUGGACAAGAAUGGCCACAUAGUAUUAACAGAUUUUGGGUUAUCAAAACUGGGUUUUGAGAAAAAUGAGAUGACAUAUUCAUUUUGUGGAACACCAGAAUAUGUAGCCCCAGAAAUUCUAUAUCAAAGGGGACACACAUUUGUAGUUGACUUUUAUAGUUACGGUGCCAUGAUUUAUGAGAUGCUUUGUGGAUCUCCACCAUUUUAUUCUAAAGACAAAAGAGAAAUGCUUAAAAAUCGAUGCGAGAAACCUCUUGAAAUGAAAUCUUGUUUUUCAUUCUAUGCAGCCUCAUUACUGAAGGGAUUAUUGACUAAAGAUCCAGGGUUGAGACUAGGAUCGAAUGGAAUUUAAGAAAUAAAAAAACAUAAUUUCUUCAAUGGAAUUGAUUGGAAAUUGGUAGAGCAACGCAAAUUGCAACCACCUAUCAUUCCUAAGAUUUAACAUGUUUAAGAUUUAUAAAAUUUUGCUCCAGCUUUCUUAUAAUAACCUAUAAUGGAGACUCCGGAAUCAGUAUCAAAUGAAUAUUUCGAAGGGUUCACUUAUCAAUAGGUAAUCUGA
This is a messenger RNA of Paramecium tetraurelia, 1116 nucleotides long. RefSeq lists its product as uncharacterized. Gene Ontology annotation, biological process: protein phosphorylation. The transcript is spliced from 3 exons. The record is from RefSeq and is a predicted model, not a curated record. Gene Ontology annotation, molecular function: ATP binding; protein serine/threonine kinase activity. NCBI's taxonomy places the organism in Eukaryota, Ciliophora, Oligohymenophorea, Peniculida, Parameciidae.